Molecule: messenger RNA, 877 nt
Organism: Daphnia carinata
Lineage: Eukaryota; Metazoa; Arthropoda; Branchiopoda; Diplostraca; Daphniidae
Gene: SsRbeta
Product: translocon-associated protein subunit beta-like
Exons: 6
Coding region: 139-714 (191 amino acids)
Cellular component (GO): endoplasmic reticulum; membrane
Source: RefSeq, a predicted model, not a curated record
GCGUGCGAUGGCGCGUAAGGUGAAAAGAAAUAUUGCAACGGUUAGUGAGUUGUCAACAUUAGUAAGACUGAUAGCCGUAUGGUGGCGCGUUGAAACUUCACGUCCUUGUCCAAAAACUUUCAAUCCGGCCCUUUCACCAUGGAUAACUGGUUAAAAAUCUGCCUAGUUGUUGUGUUUGCUGUUGCUACAACAGGAAAUGAAGAAGCUACACCUGCCAAGCUACUGUUCUCAAAACAAAUUCUAAACAAAUAUCUAGUGGAAGGAAUGGACAUUGUUAUUAAAUAUUCUUUAUUCAAUGUUGGUGGUACUGCAGCUCUAGAUGUUCAAGUUGCUGAUAACACUUUUGGUCCACAAGACUUUGAAGUUGUUGGUGGGCAGUUGAAGGUCACAAUUGACCGUAUUCCUCCUGGUUCUAAUGCGACACACGUAGUUGUUAUCCGUCCUUCCAAAUACGGAUAUUUCAACUUCACAGCGGCUGAGGUUUCCUACUUACCUAGCGAAGAUGCUGCCGAGGCACUUGUUGGUCUUUCUAGUGAGCCUGGACAGGGUGCUAUUGUGCCAUUCAAAGAAUACGACCGAAAGUUCUCUCCUCAUCUGUUGGAUUGGCUGUCCUUCGCUGUCAUGUCGAUGCCUUCUUUGGUGCUUCCCUACGCCUUGUGGUACUCAUCCAAAACCAAAUACGAAGCUAUCAUGACACAGAAGAAAGACAAAUAAGAAAUCGAUGGCCAAGUGUCAAUUUGUGUCUGUGAAGUAAUAAUAACCCUCCAUUCUGCUAAGCAUUGUGUUCUCGAUGAGGCAGUAAAUUACCAUGUUUCUGUUAAGGAAAUUGAAGAGAGGGUUUUACGGGUGCAAACAGUAAUAAACUGUUUUAUCCUGA